Caenorhabditis remanei is the source of this 501-nucleotide messenger RNA. RefSeq lists its product as uncharacterized. The coding region runs from base 1 to 501 and encodes 166 amino acids. The transcript has 4 exons. NCBI's taxonomy places the organism in Eukaryota, Metazoa, Nematoda, Chromadorea, Rhabditida, Rhabditidae. The record is from RefSeq and is a predicted model, not a curated record. Gene Ontology annotation, molecular function: RNA-DNA hybrid ribonuclease activity; nucleic acid binding. Gene Ontology annotation, biological process: DNA replication, removal of RNA primer.
AUGUCUCAACAACAACAAUCUAACUUCUCCAUGGAUCUAUACACCGACGGAGCCGCUCUCAGAAAUGGUCAGAAUGACGCGAAAGGUGGAUGGGCUGUUGUAUACGAAAUGAAUGGCCAAAUAUUCGUUUCCAAACACUAUUUCUCUUGGGGAAGACAGACUAACAACCUCUACGAAUUAACUGCAAUUUUCGAAGCGAUUCGCAUUGCUCGUCGUAUUGGUAUCCGCAACAUCACUAUUAAGACCGACUCGAUGUAUUCUAUCAAUGCGAUUACCAAGUGGUACUGGAAUUGGAGAAAAAACGGUUGGCUUACUCGCGCAAGAAAAGCCGUCAAGAAUAGGGAGAUCAUCGAAGAAAUCCGGAAGAGUAUGAGCGACGUUCGCUAUGAAGAAGGGACCGUCAAGAUCGAAUAUGUCAAAGCACAUGGCCAGAACUAUCUCAACAAUCUUGCAGACAAAAAUGCCAAGCUCGCAGCGUAUUACCCAUCCGCCGGUGGCUGA